This is a messenger RNA of Ustilaginoidea virens, 1107 nucleotides long. RefSeq lists its product as uncharacterized. The record is from RefSeq and is a predicted model, not a curated record. The transcript has a single exon. Lineage: Eukaryota; Fungi; Ascomycota; Sordariomycetes; Hypocreales; Clavicipitaceae. The coding region runs from base 1 to 1107 and encodes 368 amino acids. Gene Ontology annotation, molecular function: protein binding.
AUGAAGGGCCUGCGCGGAGGUAUCUGGUCCUGCUUACUCGUCGCCCAGACGGCAGCAAGCCCUACGCCCGACGUCUCGCGACGCGCCGCGGAACCGCACCUCAUCACCGGCCUUUACAGCUCGGCGCAGGAGCCGGCGCAGAUCGUCAUCCACGACACCGCCGGCAAGCCCUCGUGGACGUGGAGCGUCAAGAACGCAAAGGGCAUCUCAUCCGCGCUCCUCCAAUGCAUGUACAGCAAGUGCAAGAAGGGGCUCUGCGUGGCCCCGGAGCAAAAGUGGGCAGACGGCGGCAACCGCGUGCUGGCCAUCCAGGGGACGGCCGCCUUUCUCAUCAACCACCACCCGGGGCGGCCGACGGACAAGCAGGUCACGUUUGGCAUCUGCCUCAACAGGGACGGCAUGGAGAACUCGCACACGGCUGAGCUCCUGCCCGACGGCAAGAUGGUGCUGUCCACCACCAACGACGCCAUGACGGGCAACCUCCGCGUCUUCGACACCCGGGCCGGGCAGGACGUCGACGCCGCCCCCGUCCAGGAGCUCGACGGCAUCCCGGCCACGCACUCGCUCGUGUGGGACAGCGCAAACAGCCUGCUGUGGGCGGCGAGCAACGACAAGUCGCCCCAGUCCCCGGGGUCCCGGAGCAUCCUCACGGCGUACAAGUACUCGGGCGGCCGGUUCGACGCCAAGCCCCAGGUCCGCCAGGUCAUCUCGCCGGCCAAGCAGCUCACCGAGGAAUGGGGCCAAAACACGCCCUGGUGGGACGGGGCGCACACCAUGGCGCCCAUCCCCGGCCAGCGGAAGCUCCUGGUGAGCACCGACUCGGACGUCCACGCGUACGACAUUGGAAGCGGCAAGCUCGAGCACGGCGGCGCCGUCGUCCAAAAGUACCUCGGGGGGUUCCAGCCCGUCGGCACGAGGGGUUCGCUGCCGCGGUCCGACAUCAAGUCCGUCAGCUUCUUGCCGGACGGCAAGGCCGUCUACGUGCAGGCCAGGUGGGGGGCCGUCACGGGCACCCAGGUCAACGUCUUGGCCGGGGGGAAGCGGCAGGACUCCAUCUUUAACCAGGAGCUGUACAAGUCGAGGUGGUUUACGGGGACGACGUGGUGA